Messenger RNA from Sinocyclocheilus rhinocerous, 432 nucleotides. RefSeq names its product importin-7-like. The annotation marks the transcript as partial. NCBI's taxonomy places the organism in Eukaryota, Metazoa, Chordata, Actinopteri, Cypriniformes, Cyprinidae. Gene Ontology annotation, cellular component: nuclear envelope; cytosol. The transcript is spliced from 5 exons. The record is from RefSeq and is a predicted model, not a curated record. Gene Ontology annotation, biological process: protein import into nucleus.
AUGGCACAAGCACACUUUGAAAUUACCCAGCAGUUAGAGGGCAUCUGCCUGCAGGUGAUCGGCACAGUUCUCCAGCAGCACGUCCUGGAGUUCUAUGAAGAGAUCCUGUCCCUGGCCCACAGUCUGACGUGUCAGCAGGUGUCCCCUCAGAUGUGGCAGCUGCUCCCUCUGGUCUAUGAGGUCUUCCAACAAGACGGAUUUGACUAUUUCACAGAUAUGAUGCCACUUCUCCAUAACUACAUCACAGUUGACACAGACACACUCCUGUCUGACACCAAAUACCUUGAAAUAAUCUACAGUAUGUGCAAAAAGAUUUUGUCAGGAGACCCAGGGGAGGACCCAGAAUGCCAUGGGGCCAAGCUGUUGGAGGUUAUCAUUCUACAGUGCAAAGGUCGUGGUAUUGACCAGGUGUGUUCCCUGAACUUUGUCCAU